Messenger RNA from Scheffersomyces coipomensis, 942 nucleotides. Its product is annotated as 3-methyl-2-oxobutanoate hydroxymethyltransferase. Gene Ontology annotation, molecular function: magnesium ion binding; 3-methyl-2-oxobutanoate hydroxymethyltransferase activity. Gene Ontology annotation, cellular component: mitochondrion. The coding region runs from base 1 to 942 and encodes 313 amino acids. The record is from RefSeq and is a predicted model, not a curated record. Gene Ontology annotation, biological process: pantothenate biosynthetic process. Lineage: Eukaryota; Fungi; Ascomycota; Pichiomycetes; Serinales; Debaryomycetaceae. The transcript has a single exon.
AUGAUAACCUCAAUAAUCAAGAUAUCUUUGAGAUCAUUUUCUCUGAAUACAGUCUUACGGUCAUCUUAUCAUGCGGUCACCCGAAAAACUUUGGCUGAUAUAGGCCAACUUUAUGAGUCACUGCAACCAAUUACAAUGGUUACUGCGCAUGAUUUUAUAACGUCUCGUAUGGUGGAUCAAGCUCAGGUAGAUAUCAAUCUUAUUGGGGACUCCUUGGCCAACACCACGUUAGGAUUGCAAGAUACUAAUGAAUUAGAGUUCGAAGAGUUCUUAUAUCAUGUUAAAUCAGUUCAAAGAGGUAAUCAAUCUUCAUUAUUAAUUGCAGAUCUUCCGUUUGGAUCAUAUGAACAAUCACCUGAACAAGCUAUAGACAGUGCCGUUAAGUUAAUCAAAUAUGCUAAAAUUCAAGGUGUAAAGCUAGAAGGAGGUGAUGAAUAUACUUUACCUACUAUUAAAAGAUUGGUUACAAUUGGAAUACCAGUUAUGGGACAUGUUGGAUUAACUCCUCAAAAACAUAAUUCAUUAGGAGGUUAUAGAUUACAAGGUAAUUCAGUGAAAAGUGCUUUACAAAUAUAUCAAGAAUGUUUAGAUAUUGAAAAGGCUGGUGCAUUUGCCAUUGUAUUAGAAUGUAUGCCUAAUAAAUUAGCUGAAUAUAUCACUAACAAUAUCUCAAUCCCUACUAUUGGUAUAGGUGCUGGACCAUCAACUUCAGGUCAAGUUUUAGUUAUAUCUGAUAUGUUAGGAAUGAAAGAUCCAAGUGAAAAUCAUGUGGCGAAAUUUGUUAAAUCUUAUGAAAACUUUUUCACUAAAGGAGUUGAAGCUAUAAGCUUAUAUCAUAAGGAAGUCAAACAAGCACAAUUCCCAGUUGCAGAAGAACACGGAUACAAAAUCAAACGUGAUGUGUUUGAAGAGUUCAAAAAGAGUGCUGAACAACUCAAAUGA